Messenger RNA from Micromonas pusilla CCMP1545, 708 nucleotides. RefSeq lists its product as uncharacterized. Lineage: Eukaryota; Viridiplantae; Chlorophyta; Mamiellophyceae; Mamiellales; Mamiellaceae. Gene Ontology annotation, molecular function: NADH pyrophosphatase activity; NAD binding; ADP-ribose diphosphatase activity. The annotation marks the transcript as partial. The transcript has a single exon. The record is from RefSeq and is a predicted model, not a curated record.
ACGACGCUCGCGCACAGCGUCGACCGCUACGGCGGCGUCAUCGUCGACGCGGACGCGCUCCCGGACACCGCCGACGCGUUCGCCGCCGCGCUCGCGUCCUCCAUCGCGCGCUGGAAGGCGACGGGCGUCCGAGGCGUGUGGCUCAAGAUCCCCGCGAAGCGCGCGGAGCUCGUCGGCGUCGCGGUGCACGACGGCGGAUUCGAAUUUCAUCACGCGGAGAAGACGCACGCGAUGCUGACGCGGUGGCUCCCGACGGAUGAGGACGACCUGUUGCCUCCGAACGCGUCGCAUCAGGUGGGCGUCGGCGCGUUCGUCACGAACGGCGCCGGCGACGUGCUCCUCGUGCAAGAGCGGAGAGGCCCCGCGGCGGCGGCGUCGCGGCCGAACUUUUGGAAACUCCCGACCGGGCUCGUCGACUGCGGCGAGGACAUCCCGUCCGCGGCGAUCCGGGAGGUCAUGGAGGAGACCGGCGUCGCGGUGGAGUUCGAGGCCAUCCUCGGGAUCCGACACGGGCACGACGUCGCGUUCGGAAAGUCGGACCUUUUUUUUCUCGUCGCGUUGAAGUUAGCCGACGGCGCGGAAGACGCGGCGAUCACGAUCCAGGAGCAAGAGCUCGCGGCCGCGGCGUGGAAGCCGCUGAGGGAGAUGACGCACAACCCGCACAUCAUGCCGAACUCGCACAUGGACCACAUGUACGGCCUCUGCGCC